AUGAAAUUCUAUGAAUCAUUAAAAAUGUACUCUUUGAACUCAUUGAUGUCCUUGAUAUUUACUUUAAUUUAUUACAACAUUAUUCUUUCUGGGAUUCUUUUAAAAUUCCUAAUCCAACUUAAAUCAUGGUUUGGCGUAGUUGGUUUUGUGACGUACAUUGUGGAAUCAGGAAUGUCAGGAAUAUUUACAUAUGGGUACAUUUCUUAUGUUUCUCUGAUACAAGAUCGAAUGUGGAAACUCAACGAAAAGUUGCAAGUCAUUAUUCAAAAGCCACCAGAAGAACUUGAGAAGGAAUACGAAACGAAAGAACUUCUUUGCAACGAAAUGAUGAGAUUCACAAAAUUAUACAAAAAUUUGUGCUCGUGUGUUGAAGAUAUCAACCAGAUUUAUGGCUCAUCAAUGGUUUUAUUUUUUGCUCAUGAUUUUACUCUUCUGACAACGCAAAUUUUCGGGAUGUUUUACAUCAGUUUCUUUGGUGAUCCACAACAAUUAGUUUACAAGUUAUUGGCUUUAGCAGUCUGGUUGUUGCCGAACAUAAUCAAGAUGACUAUCAUUUGCUUCGUUUGUCAUUUCACACGAAACAUGAUUGAAACAUGCGGAACUUAUAUAAGGAAGUUCAGUAAUGAAGCAAAGGAAGAUGACCUUGCUGAUCUUGUUGAUAUGUUUUCCCUUCAAUCGAUUCAUCUCAAAACAGAAUUUUCAGCUAAUAACUUUUUUUCAAUCGACAUGUCACUCUUUUUUUCAAUCAUUUCCGCUUGCACAACAUACUUGGUGAUUUUAAUUCAAUUUAAAAACUACGAGGAUGAAAACGUUGAUGUUGUUUUGCAUGAAAAUUUUACAACAACUCUGAGUGGGAUACUUUUAAUACCUUUGUCUAUGAAUGUAGUCACAAAAUUUUCUAAUUAUCGUUUUAUAGUUUUAACAUUUCAAAGCUUUGUAUUUGACAAAGAACAUGCCAUGACUGCUCUAAAAGCUCAAUUUCAGAGAUGUUGUCGAUGUUUUGUGGGUGUGACAUCAAUUUAA
Messenger RNA from Clunio marinus, 1023 nucleotides. Lineage: Eukaryota; Metazoa; Arthropoda; Insecta; Diptera; Chironomidae. The record is from the annotation of a GenBank genome assembly.